GCGAUUUCUACAUAGUACGUCCAAAGUUCAAUUUUAGCUUCGUUUUUAAUUCUACACUUAACCACCACAUCCUUGGAACCCGCCAAUUGGUGAAGCGUGGUAAUAGGAACAUUACCUACAUAGGUAGAUAGGGUUGUACAUACCUCCUACUCGGUAUUUUUCUUCUUCUUUUCUUCCCGCCCAGUCUUUCCCAAUGGCAACGGCGCGCAUCCCGGCCCUGCGCAACCUCCUCGGCCGGCGGCAACCAUUUCGCCUGCCGGGCCAGCAGCGCCGCUGGGCCCAGGUCCACGACGUGCGCUUCGUAGCCACCACCCAGGCCGCCCGCAGCGUCACCGAGAAGUACCGCGACAAGCUCGACCGCAAGGCCCGCGAGGAAGGCCUGCGCGAUAUCGGCGAGCUGAAAGAAGCGUACAAGGACCGCAUCCAGGAGCUUAAGAAGAAAGAUAGCGUCUCGGUUCCCGGGCUCGAUGCGCUGCUUGCGGAUGAGCCCGUGCCGGUGCAGACACAGGCUGGGGAUGGGAUUACUCAGAAACCACCGCCGCCGCCGCCGUCACAAUCGCAAGUCCCACCCGUUAGCACGGGAAGCACAAACGCCGCUGUAAAACCGCUCUCCGAAAUCCUCGACCUGCCGAAAGCCCGCGCGCUCCCCGAGAAAGAACUCGGCGCGAUAUGGCGGCUCCGGCACGCGUCGUCGCCGAACUCGCUCUGCGCGGUGAUCCCCAGGGCGACGUACGCGACGCUCGAAGCGACGGCGCGCCGGCACCCUUCCUUCGUGCUCCCGGUGCCGCGGGGCGCGGACGUGGGCGCGGAGAUCCACUUCCUGCAGUGGGUGUUCGACGGGCCGUCGCGGACGGCGACGGUGCUGUUCACGCAGCUGGCGGAGUACAAGGCGCGCGGGGAGUGGGCGCAGCCGCACACGAGCGUGACGCACUACGUGGACGAGGGGCUGGCGGGGGUGCUGAUGGCGGGGAGCGUGGUGGAUGGGCGGGGGGCCAGCGUGCAGGAUGCCAAGUGGCUUGUUAUGCUUAUGCAGCGGUUUUACGGCGGGGAGGGGACUGGGGGGGAGAAGGAUAAGGGGAAGAGGAGGUUGUUGGAGGAGUUUGGACGGGGGGAUGGCGGGUUUAGCGUUGAGAGGUUGUUGGAGGAGAGUGAGAAGUUGGGUUGAGUUGAGGGGGUGCUGGAGGGUAUGGACGAUUAACAAGAUUAACAAGUUCGAGUCGAGAUGGACUUGAAGCUUCGUAUACAUAUGAGAGGGAAGGUCAUAAAGGGCAUUUUGAGAAUGAGUCGGAUGGGACUGUUACGAAAGAAUAUGCCACACGUGUAUUCAGGACUGGUUUAGACGACAGAUAACGCUGCUCACGGAUAGACAAAGGG
This is a messenger RNA of Daldinia loculata, 1374 nucleotides long. Its product is annotated as ATP11-domain-containing protein. The transcript has a single exon. Gene Ontology annotation, cellular component: mitochondrion. Lineage: Eukaryota; Fungi; Ascomycota; Sordariomycetes; Xylariales; Hypoxylaceae. The coding region runs from base 194 to 1165 and encodes 323 amino acids. Gene Ontology annotation, biological process: mitochondrial proton-transporting ATP synthase complex assembly. The record is from RefSeq and is a predicted model, not a curated record.